Molecule: messenger RNA, 1009 nt
Organism: Alnus glutinosa
Lineage: Eukaryota; Viridiplantae; Streptophyta; Magnoliopsida; Fagales; Betulaceae
Exons: 7
Coding region: 64-774 (236 amino acids)
Biological process (GO): double-strand break repair via homologous recombination
Cellular component (GO): Shu complex
Molecular function (GO): single-stranded DNA binding
Source: RefSeq, a predicted model, not a curated record
UACACUACCACAAACCACAACUAUGAACUAUCAUCGACAGAGUUGCGCAAAAUUUCGACGAAUAUGGUAGAGAGGUUCUUCUCAAUGAGGCAGACGGACCUCCUCAACCACAACGAAUCCGACCCAAUUAUGCUUCUAUCCGGGCCUCCUUCCUGCGGAAAGACCUCGUUGCUAUUCCAGUUCGCAUUCAACUCCGCAUCGCAUAGCAACCGUCAAGUGGUGUUCAUAUGCAACCGGCGCAAGUUAGAAAGCAAACCCCCCUAUCUGUCUCAGGGCAUCGAUCCGUCCUCGGAUACUUUUCAGCGUAUACAAAUGAAAUAUGUGGAGGAUGAAGAAGGAAUUAAAAAUUACUUUGCUGCAUUCCACCUGCAUGAUACAUUUCCUGCAGCGGUUGUUGUCGAUGAUUUUGGAGACUUGUUUGAGGAAAGGAGCUGCCAAGAGAAAUAUAAUAAUCCUCGCGGAAGAGACUUGGCAAUGGUUCGGACUCUAGCUUUGUGUCACAACGCAGUUAAUCAUGCGAAUAAGACGAGGCCUUGCAAGCUUCUCUUGUCAGACACACACCACGGAGACUCCCCGAGGCUGCUCUUCAUCUAUAAGAGAUGGGUACCAGCCAUUUUUACAGUUAAAGGUGAUGGCUCAGGAUCGUUUGUUCUGACGAAAAGCAACAGCAGCUCGGGGAGUGGCGGCAGCUCAGCCAGGACGAGAACUGCAAAGUAUUCCAUAGCUCUGCAGUAUCUGUUUUUGGAGGGGAUCACCCAAGACAUUGAACCGUAAUGACAAGUCUUGCUUUAGUCAUGGAGAUCGAUGUAGUUUUUAAAUUAGUCUCUGCUGAAUGAACUGAAGUGUGUGAGUUCUACCUUGUUACUGUCAUCAUUAAGUUUGUGAUAUUUGUAUCUUAUUCUACAAUUCUUUUUUUCUUUUAAGCUUUUUUUCCCUUCGACACAUUUACCAUUGUAACGUUGUGAACAGCUUCUCAAGUGGAAUAUUCAAAAUUUCAACAUGCAUCUAA